AGAGACCAAAUCACAGAUCUUUUAUUGAUCAUUGUUAAAGGUUUUAUUGAAUGUUCUACUUACUCUAUAAUGGCGCAAGCAACGAAUUUACUGAAUAUAAAUGUGGAUAAACUUUUUGAGCAGCAUAGCGUUGCCGAGAUUGAUCAAAUUCAUAAACAACUCCAAGCAGAAGUUGAACUGAAACGUGAAGAACUUCGGACCAUGGUUGGAGAACGUUAUCGGGAUCUACUUAAGGCUGCGGACACUAUCGGUGAUAUGAAAACUACGGCCAAUUCCAUCAUAGGCAACAUUGAUAACAUCACUGCUGCUUGUCGACAGCUUAAUGAACACCAAUUGAUUGGAUUUCGAUCGGAAAUUCAAAAGAAAAAUAUUAAUAACAAAUUUUAUGGAAUUGUUGUUCAAAUCAAACUACUCACAAGCCUACCGGAGAUGAUAUGGAGUGCCAUCGACAACGAAGAUUACUUUGUCGCGACACAACUGUUUAUUUUUUCAAGGCAUAUCUCUACGGGACUGCAGUUGGAUUCAAAUAGUGAAAUAAUGACCAAGUUUGCAGUUGCCAAAAAACAAUGGAUAGUAUUGAGCCAAUUCUUUUUCACCAUCAAACAGAACUGCACCAACUGUCUCGAACGGGAAGACUUGACGCCGGAAGUUGCGGCCAAAUGCUUGGCUAGCUUACUAUUACUAGAAAAUUGUCAGUUAGACCAAGUUUUGACGGGAUUUGUUCAGAUGCGCUUGAAAGCAUUCUCAGGCGUUCUUUCUGAUAGUUCAAGACACGAAAAAGUCAAAGAUAAAAUUGUAGCCAGUUUGAGGUUACUCAUGAACACGGUCGAAUUGAUUUAUAGAUGUUUCAUAGACACUGAACAAGAACCAGGACUUCUCAAAGUGGAAUUAACUUCUGUGACAGAUGAGAGCUCGGUCCCAACAAUCAGCCUAAUAAGAACGGAAGACCCGAAAAUAAUCCAAACGUUGCCGGACAUAAUCUGCAAAUUUAGACCAAGGCUACAAUUGCACCCGUUGAGCUCGGAGUUGGUACGAGAUAGGUCUCAAUUUUGGUUACAAAGUGUCGAAAAAAUAACUUCAAGCCAGUUGGUUUCAUUUAUGAACUUAGUUCCUUCUAUAAAGACUCUGAAUGACAUUAGAAGGCUUUGUCAAGAGGCGGCCAAAAAACCGGAGCAGUGGAAUGAAACUUGUAAGACAUUAUCUCUUCCGGAAUCAUUAGAUUUUUACAAUCGUUUCUAUCAACCGCUGAUUGACGCUCGAGCAAAAUCUAUUAUUGAAGCGAGUUGGUCAGAGACUGUCCAAACCAAUUGUAAUGACAUUCUUGAACUAGUAAGGUCCACGACUACCGACAAAUCCUUCAAGAGUAUGAAAUCGUUCGUGUGGACUGAGUCAGCCAGCGAUGACCCUAUGAACUUGAAAGACGCACUCGAUCGCUCAAAACUGACCUCCCAUCAGUUGCUGAUGAAAACAAAAGCAUUUCCUCCCGCGCUUGUGAAACAUACUGAAUUGCUAGAUCAACGCGUUCAAACUUUGUCUAAGGAUGUAUCUUUCUUCCUGGAAACUUGCAAUGCUUCGGAAUCGGAUCAGUUUACUGCUUUCUAUAGUGAGAUAAGUGUUGACAGCAUUUCGCAACUGAUAACGUCAAUUAAAUCAGCCAAAUAUGAGUACUCGUUGGAUAGUUUGAUUUUACUCGCACGGUUGUUAGUCGCUUUCAAAGAACUUUGUCCUUCUCUGAAGCAAUGUGUUAUUCCUGCAAAGUCUACGGAAAGUAUCUCGUGGCAAGAUGACGAUCACUCCCUGAGUAGCUUCGUGGACUCGCGAACAGAUAAUUGGACUAAAAUUGCUGGUUUGCUUGAUGAAGAGAGUUUAAGACUUUGGAAACUCUGGGUGGAAGAGUUUGAGAAGCAAUGGCCACAAUUGGAGAAACAUGUCGGUUACCAAACAGUUCUUGUGGACUUCCCUCUAUGGGACACCGUUUCCAUCGAAGAGAAAGAUGAACAAAACCAAUCGGUGCAAUCUACUAUUCGAGUGCCCGCGCUUCCAAGCUUUGCGCUGCAAAAACUGCUUCAUACGAUAGCCACUAAUCUAAGUACGUUCAUACCGCAUACCAUACCGAAGAGCAUCUUGAUUGAAAUUGUAGAGAGAAUUGUCACUCGUUUGAGCAACCAUUACCGAAACCUGUCGACUCUUGAGUUUGUCCAGAAAAAUCAAAAUUCGGCUUUACAGUACUAUUUUGAUUUAAAAUUCGUUCAGCUUUUGUUCACCAGUCGCGAGAAGAAGCAGCACACGGAGGAACACAACCAGCUGAUCGACGUUUUCAAGGGUUACAUCGAUCCGUUCGACUUUGACGUUUUCCAUAUGCAUGUGACUGCAAACGUGAAGCGCGCAGUUCAAAGGAUGCAACACUUUUUCGGUGUACUGAUAGUAAACAGGGAUCACUUAAGCACAACGCUGAGUAGCAGCAGCACCGCCGGUGUAUCGGAUGCUGCUGCUGGUGGCAAAUUUAGUCAAGAUAAAAAUCCCAACAUUUUGGCUGUAAGCUCAAAUAGUUCCAGUGAGAUCUGGUUUCCGCUUUUGCCCAUUGUCACCAAGGAAACUUCCACGGUCAGAACAGCUGGGAUGGAACCGGUCGGCUUUGCCGAAACGUCAACUGCUAAGCCAUUGAAACUCCCACCUAAGGAAACCAACACAACCAGCAAACCGAAGGAACCGUUACCAUCAACAUCAUCAGCAUCAGCAUCAUCGUCGUCUGCCACCGCACAAAACUACGCUAAAGGAGCCGCUGCCUUCUUUGGCCUUGAUAAGGAUUGGUUCCGAUAAAUACAAUAAACUAGAUCGCAAUAUGUUUAUCAUUAGCAAAACAUCAGUUGUUUCGUAAAUUUGUUCAACUAAUUUAUUGAGUCUUAAAAUUAUUACACGAACUGUUGAAACACAUUUA
Messenger RNA from Malaya genurostris, 2938 nucleotides. It is a transcript of the gene Cog1, whose product is annotated as conserved oligomeric Golgi complex subunit 1. The record is from RefSeq and is a predicted model, not a curated record. Gene Ontology annotation, biological process: intra-Golgi vesicle-mediated transport. Lineage: Eukaryota; Metazoa; Arthropoda; Insecta; Diptera; Culicidae. Bases 70 to 2820 code for a protein of 916 amino acids. Gene Ontology annotation, cellular component: COG complex; Golgi apparatus. The transcript has 4 exons.